Molecule: messenger RNA, 5660 nt
Organism: Athalia rosae (coleseed sawfly)
Lineage: Eukaryota; Metazoa; Arthropoda; Insecta; Hymenoptera; Athaliidae
Product: ras GTPase-activating-like protein IQGAP1
Exons: 10
Coding region: 419-5257 (1612 amino acids)
Biological process (GO): regulation of actin cytoskeleton organization; regulation of GTPase activity
Cellular component (GO): cytoplasm
Molecular function (GO): actin filament binding; GTPase activator activity; calmodulin binding
Source: RefSeq, a predicted model, not a curated record
UGACGUAAACUGUCUAUUCUCGUAAUUUUCUCUACACAAUAAUGAGGGCAGCACCUCUUGGGAUUGGAAUAAACAGCAUGCAGACGCUAGCGCUGCUUUUCGGAAGUAUUUAUGCACAACUUUCAGCUUACCCGUCUUGACCGAACCAAUAAGAAAAAGCGCAGCGAUAACACCUGUUGCGUCUGAUCCCCACUUUCGUUUUCAUUGAUAAAUUCAAAUGUCAAGUAAUGUAACGUACUAUCAUAUUCAACAGCCUUUUUUAACCGCAUUAAUAGUGACUAGAUAAUUUUGUGAGUUUAUUUCGACGAUGAAUGGGAUGGAACCGAUGAUAAUCGGUCCUCAGAAUGACCUUUCUAACUGCCCAAACUGAACACCUGAUUUUGCAUGCACAGAUGAGUCGAGAAAAUCUGCUGAAGAGAUGGAUGAACAACGGCAGAAAACUCUCGCAUACGAGUACCUCUGUCACUUGGAGGAAGCGAAAAAAUGGUUGGAGGCUUGCCUCCGCGAGGAACUACCCGCUACUAUAGACUUGGAAGAAAACUUGAGAAAUGGAGUCUACUUGGCUAAGCUAUGCCACUUCAUAGCACCUAAAGUUCUACCCUACAAUAAAAUCUAUGAUCCUGAUCAAAAGCGAUACGCAGUUGCAGGACUUCAGUUUCGUCACACAGACAAUAUUAAUCAUUUUUUAAAAUGCCUGAAGAGUAUGCAACUACCUUUGACUUUUCAACCUGAAACAACUGAUAUUUAUGAUAGAAAAAACAUGCCUAGAGUCAUUUACUGCAUUCACGCACUCAGCACGCAUUUGUUUAAAAUGGGAAUGGCUCCUCAGAUUCAAGACUUGUACGGAAAAGUAAAUUUCACAGAUGAAGAAAUUGACUCUGUUAGCAAGGAGUUGAAGAAGUAUGGUCUACCCAUGCCUGCCUUCCAGAAAAUUGGAGGACUAUUAACAAAUGAAAUGGCAGGCAAUACUGCAGCUCUCCACGCAGCUGUUAUAGCCAUAAACCAAGCCCUGGAUGCUGACAAGGGAAAUAUGCUCAUGGGAACGCUCCAAAGUUCUGCUGCAAGAUUGAAAAAUAUUGAUACCCGUUACAUUGAAAAAUAUCGCGAGAGUCUGCUGGAAGCCAAGGAUGUAAAAACACAAGCAGCUUUGAACAGAUCCCUCAAUGAUAGCUAUGUUCCAGAUGCUUAUGACGAACUGUUAACGCAGGCGGAAAUUCAAGGGCAUAUCAACACUGUGAAUGUUCAGUUUGCCCUUGAAGAUCUCGUUGAUUCCGUUACCAGAGAAUCUGCUACUCUCAUCGAUAUCCUCAGUGGACGUACGCUUCAGUUGAAGAAUGUUAUAAAAGCCAACACUGAAUUGUAUGCAAAGGAAAUAACACAGCUGGUGGAGACUUUAGAAUGGAAAAACGAAAGGUAUGGUCACAGUCAAAUACGCAAAGAUUUGCUCCAGAAAUCCAUUGACAUAGCUAAUGGGAUGGCAGAGAUUUCUCAUCGACGCACGGCUGCUGUAAAGUUGGUGAAUUCUGCGCUGCAAAAUGGGAGCCAAGAGGACCUGUUCAAGGCUUUAAUAAACCCAUCUUUAGGCCUGGACUAUUAUGUCGAUGAAUUUGCAGCUCCUUUAUACUAUGAAGAGAUGAAAAUUGAUCGCAUAGAAUCUGAAAAGGAUCUCACCUACAGCGACAUCAUUGUUAGCAUUAAAGUCUUGUCAGUAAUAGCAGCGAUAAGUAAAGCAGUAGAUACGGGAAGCCCGGAAUUAACUUACCAAGCCCUGACACACCCUGAAGCUCACAUUUCGCUUGUAGACGUUGGAAACAAAGUGAAAUAUCACAGAGUCUUGGCUGGAGCUCGACGCGAAAAACAGGCAGCUUUUAUGAACGAAUGUCCUCUUCUAACUUACGUGGAUAUCCAAGAGUGCGUGGAGAUUGUUAACGGGCAAUGUCAGGAAGACAACGAACUCAUUCGGGUAUUAAAUGAGCUGAACGGUGCAGUAAUAGAGGACAGCCGAGCUCUGGUAAUAAACGCACUACGAGAUCCCCUCCUCAAACUGAAGGAACCGAUAUCUCCAGCUGAUGCAUCUUUGUAUCUGAAAUUGUUCAAGAAAUGCUUGGUAGAAAAUCAUUCCGAUGGUUCAGAGUUGUGGCUUGAGGAUAUCAACGAUAUAGCUCAAACGGUCGUCAAAGAAGUAGAGCAAGUACAAGCUGCCUGCACUUUUCUGGCUCAAUUAAAUAUGGCGAUUGAACAGAACGAUUCGGAAUUGACCUAUGAUUCUCUGAGAUCAAUGGGACUCAAAAUUAAUCACAAGUACAAGGAGAAUUAUCACACCUUAUUGCGGGGCUUAAGACAGAAAAAAAUUCUGAAAUAUUCCUGUCCGUAUGUCCGCUACGUAACACCGUUGGGGAAUGAGACGUUUCUGGAUAUAGACAAGUACAGCUAUACCUGGGACAAGCCAAAUAACGCGUCUGAGUCGCAUUAUAUUAGUAAAUCUGAUGUUGAAGACGUUAUAAAUAAAGUUGAGAUGGAAGAGUUGACGAGGCAUCUGAGUAAAAUUAACGAGCGUGCAAUUAUUAAAUUGCAAGCAACGAUCAGAGGGUAUUUGUCGCGUAAAAAGAUGUCAGAUCGAUUUAAUCAGAUCCAUAAUAAUAUCGACAAGAUAAUCAAGAUCCAAACGUGGUGGCGUAAAAUUCUACAGAGAAGAAAAGAAAAAAGAAUUGAACUGACAGAGAAAAAUGUAAUUCAAGGAGCUAAUAAUUACCAGAAAGAAAGCCAAACUGGAUAUGAUCGUUACAUAGAGCAAGAAAAGAAAAUUGUAAAAAUCCAAGCGCUGUGGCGCGGAAGAUCUGCCAGAAGGGCUUUACACUCACUUCUGCAUCUGGAUAAGCCACCGUUUUCUGCGGUUCGUAAUUUCGUACCGAUUUUGGACUUCAAUGCAGAAGACUAUGACGAGGAUUUGCAAUUACAGCAGCUCAAAACAGAAGUCGUUCAAACCAUAAGACACAAUAAAAACUUGUUGCAACAGUUAGAUGGAAUGGAUAUAAAAAUCGGACUUCUAAUUCAAAACAGAAUAACUCUUCAGGAUGUUGUGGCGCAUGGAAAAAACUUGGAGAGUUUGGCAAAGGACAGACAUUCAAGUAGAACUCGAAAAAAUUCAUUCAACGAAGGCUCUACCCACAAGGGGUUGAAAUCACUAACUAAAGAGGGUCGUAAGUUACUCGAGGGCUAUCAACAUUUAUUUUACGCUCUUCAAACAAACCCAACAUACUUGUCAAAGCUACUGUUUAUGCUUCCGCAAAGUAAGACCAACAAGUUUCUGCAAAAUGUAAUACUGACGCUGUUCAACUUUGGCUCUAAUAGGAGGGAAGAGUAUUUGCUGCUGAAACUCUUUCGUAGUGCACUUCAGGAAGAAAUUAGAUGCAAAUUUCAAAAACCUUCCGAAGUUGUGACUGGGAACCCUCUGGUAUUAAAAAUGGUCGUUAAUUACGCAAGGCAAUUGAAUGGUCAGAAUUCUUUGCGUCAAAUAGUCGGACCAAUAAUUGAGAAAGUACUGGCGGAUAAGUCCAUAAACAUUGAAACGAACCCUGUAGAUAUUUAUAAAUGUUGGAGAAAUCAAUUGGAAAUGGAAACGGGGCAAUCGUUAAAUUUGCCCUAUACUGUAACGCAGCAGCAAGCAUUGAGCUACGAACAAGUGAGGCACAGAUUGAACAAUGGUAUCAAACUUUUGAAAAAAACAGUGGUAGAAUUUUUGACGCGUAUUACAGAGUCCAGAAAUUUAAUACCCUAUGGAAUGCUCUACAUGGCUAAGGUCCUGAACGACACUUUAACCGAAAAAUUUCCCAGCGCACCUGAAAAAGACAUUCUGAAAGUUGUCGGAAACUUGGUCUAUUACCAUUUCAUUAAUGCAGCCAUAGUGGCCCCAGAUGCCUUCGAUAUAAUUACUUUACCGAUUGAUAGAUCGCUCUCAAAUGAUCAGCGGAGAAACCUCGCGAGUAUAGCUAAGAUUCUACAAUUUGCGGCGUCAAAAAAAGGGUUUGGGGAAGAAGCGAUGCACUUAGUAUGUCUAAAUCCAUUCAUAAUCGAGUGCCACGAGAGAUUCAAAACAUUUUUUCGCUAUUGCUGCAACAUAGAUGAACUAGAUGAGCAUUUCCGCGUCCAUGAAUUUACGGAAGCAACUCUCAUACAUAAGCCUGAUAUUUACAUAUCCCUGCAGGAAAUAUGCGACACCCACAGUUUGGUCGUUGAAUAUCAGGAUCAAAUCGCUCCUGAUCCGUUAGACCCUCUUCACGAACUUCUAGACGAUCUUGGAACGACGCCUACGGUUGCUUCAUUAUUGGGAAUAAGUGAUCCUGUUUGCGAAUCGAAUAUGGCUCGCUUGGGAAAGACGGAAGUCUGUUUGGUUCUGACGAACAAAUUUGAAGUCCCAGAGGGUGAUGAUUCGAGUCUGAAUAAGCUUUUUAUUAUAACAAAAGAGCUACUUGUCUCCGUACUCCCAUUUCUAAAGGGUGAUUCAUUGGCCGAUGCUCUGGAAAAUUCCUCCACGCCCAUCCAAGAACAGCGAUACGACGAGAAAUCUUCUUCCUCUUCAUGUUUUUCAACAAUCGGAAACGGCGUGCACAGAAGUUCGUCGCUAAACGAUUGCAAGGCACAAUUACGAGCUUAUCUCAGCAAACUGGAACUUGGGGGCUGGGUGUCACGAACGGAUGAUUACCAAAAUAUUAUUACGGCUGUAGCAAAGGAUCUGUGCAAUAAAAGCAAGUACAGAGUAAUGAGAAAAACAGAGCUCCAAACGUUGAAAGCUACAAAACAAAGUCUCGAUGAUAAAACCAAGUACUACAAAGAACAAGUGCAGUUUUAUAACGAAUACAUCCACCGAUGUUUGGAAAACCUCAACACAGGCAAAGGAUCUCUUCACGCUUACAAAGCGAUUCAGAAAAACAAUCACCAAAAGUUGAAAUCAAAGAUGACUUUAAAAUACUCUGCCGCAAAACUGCAGGAGAAGGGUGUUUUACUAGAGGUGGAUGGGCUUCCACAUUCGCAGUUCAAGAACGUGAUAUUUGAGAUAAGCCCAACGGAGCACAAUGGGGUAUUUACUGUACGAGGUAAGUUCAUGGGCGUAGAAAUGGAGAAGGUCGACGUAGACAUCCAGGAACUCUUGCAACUACAGUUCGAGGGUGCCCCAAUAAUGGAUAUGUUUGGUAAGGCGAAGAUCAAUGUUAACUUAUUGUUGUUUCUUCUGAAUCGGAAAUUUUACGGAAAGACUUGAAUAGAUGUUCAACUUUUAAAAAACCUUAAAGACUUACGUGGGAGGAAAAAUUUUCUGAUACCAUGACUUAUCCUGUUCUUAAUUUCGAUGUACAUAAGACUGAGUAACGCUGCCAAUAGCCAGAGUUCCAAUAGCACUUUUUUAAAAAACAAAUUUAUUUGCAUGAUUGGAAGAUAAUUUAAGCACAUAAAGUUUUCUUGUCCCUCUCCACCUCCAUUUUGUUUUUAAAUGACCGGUUCAUAUCAGAAUUCUGUUAGAAUAAUGUACAUAAUGAAUAAAAAGUUCUAUGAUAUGAAACGGAAACUCCGCGUUUGAAAAUACUCAACGCAGACUUUGUGGCGAGCGUCAUUUGUUUAUCUAUUACCGUUAGCCACUGCCUUCUCUUGCUAAAAGAUUGUUUGAA